Messenger RNA from Phyllostomus hastatus (greater spear-nosed bat), 2357 nucleotides. It is a transcript of the gene ABI1, whose product is annotated as abl interactor 1. NCBI's taxonomy places the organism in Eukaryota, Metazoa, Chordata, Mammalia, Chiroptera, Phyllostomidae. Gene Ontology annotation, cellular component: intracellular anatomical structure; lamellipodium. Gene Ontology annotation, molecular function: SH3 domain binding; cadherin binding. The transcript has 12 exons. Bases 142 to 1668 code for a protein of 508 amino acids. The record is from RefSeq and is a predicted model, not a curated record.
AGGAGGAGGUGCCGUCCCACAAUACCAGGCGGGAGGGCGGGUAGGCGGUUUGUAUCCGGGCUGUGAGGUGCUCGGAGCCUCCGCGGACCUUGCUGCUUCUGUGUCUUUAACGCGAGAGGAAGCGAUGCGGAGGGGUGGAAAAUGGCAGAGCUGCAGAUGUUACUAGAGGAGGAGAUCCCGUCUGGCAAGAGGGCGCUGAUAGAGAGUUACCAGAACCUGACCCGGGUGGCGGACUACUGUGAAAACAACUACAUACAGGCUACAGACAAGAGAAAAGCUUUAGAAGAGACCAAAGCCUACACAACCCAGUCCCUAGCUAGUGUUGCUUAUCAAAUAAAUGCAUUGGCCAACAAUGUACUCCAAUUGCUGGACAUCCAAGCCUCUCAGCUUCGGAGAAUGGAGUCUUCCAUCAAUCACAUCUCCCAGACGGUGGACAUUCAUAAAGAGAAAGUGGCUCGAAGAGAGAUUGGUAUUUUGACAACAAACAAGAAUACAUCAAGAACUCACAAAAUAAUAGCACCUGCAAAUAUGGAGCGACCUGUAAGGUAUAUUCGGAAACCUAUUGACUAUACAGUUCUGGAUGAUGUGGGCCAUGGUGUCAAGUGGCUAAAAGCCAAGCAUGGGAAUAAUCAGCCUGCAAGAACUGGCACACUGUCAAGAACAAAUCCUCCUACUCAGAAACCACCAAGUCCUCCUAUGUCAGGCCGGGGAACAUUGGGACGGAAUACUCCUUACAAAACCCUGGAACCUGUUAAACCCCCAACAGUUCCUAAUGACUACAUGACAAGUCCUGCUAGACUUGGAAGUCAGCAUAGCCCAGGCAGGACAGCUUCUUUAAAUCAGAGACCAAGGACACACAGUGGAAGUAGUGGGGGAAGUGGAAGUCGAGAAAAUAGUGGAAGCAGCAGUAUUGGCAUUCCCAUUGCCGUGCCUACACCUUCACCGCCCACUAUUGGACCAGAAAACAUUUCUGUCCCUCCUCCUUCUGGAGCUCCACCAGCACCACCUCUUCCACCACUUCUCCCAGGGAACACUGUGAUAGCGGCCCCGGGCUCAGCUCCUGGUUCCCAGUAUGGCACAAUGACCAGGCAGAUUUCUCGGCACAACUCUACCACUUCCUCGACAUCUUCUGGUGGAUACAGACGAACUCCCUCUGUGACUGCUCAAUUUUCUGCUCAGCCUCAUGUUAAUGGAGGUCCACUUUAUUCUCAGAAUUCAAUUUCUAUUGCUCCACCUCCUCCCCCUAUGCCUCAGUUGACUCCACAGAUACCUCUCACAGGCUUCGUGGCCAGGGUGCAGGAAAACAUUGCUGAUAGUCCAACUCCACCACCACCACCUCCACCAGAUGACAUUCCCAUGUUUGAUGACUCUCCACCUCCGCCACCACCACCUCCUGUGGAUUAUGAAGACGAGGAGGCUGCAGUAGUUCAGUAUAAUGAUCCAUAUGCAGAUGGGGAUCCUGCUUGGGCCCCCAAGAAUUAUAUUGAGAAAGUUGUGGCAAUAUAUGAUUAUACAAAAGAUAAGGAUGAUGAGCUAUCAUUCAUGGAGGGUGCAAUCAUUUAUGUAAUAAAGAAGAAUGAUGAUGGCUGGUAUGAAGGAGUCUGCAAUCGAGUGACUGGUCUGUUCCCUGGGAACUAUGUUGAAUCAAUCAUGCACUAUACUGAUUAAUUUUUUUUGCUUUUAAAGUAGAUACUUAUUAUUACUCAGUCAUAACGUGGGACUAUUAAUGGUUAACAAGAUUGUUUUAAAAUGUGCCCAUAUUUUCAGAACAUGCUGUUUUAUUGGUAUAAUUGAAUGUCUACCUGUAAGCAUAAAUCUUUUGAGGCAAUUUGUGUAUUGCUAAACAGCAAUUUAUACAAGAUGCUGUCCACAACUGAUUAUGCUUAUAUAUUUACUUACACAAUGUUAACUUUAUGACCAGCUUAAAUAUUCUGGGGAUGUGGGGUAUAAUAUUUAACAAUUCGUGAUUCAGAUUGUACCAUUACAUGUUUCAGUGCAGCAUGGUUACUAAUGCUAUGUCAGACUAAUAUUAAAAUCAGAAACUUAAAUGCUGGUGCUGGUCAUACAUUUUGUUUAGACUCCUCAUUCUUGAAAUAUAACUAUAUUUGUUCAAAGCAUGCAUACAAAUUUAUGUAUUGAAAUAUACUUUAAAAAUCCAAGAUGCUUCCGAUUUGUGUAAUAUUUUCUUGGAGUACUCGUACUUAGAUAUCUUGAAAUGAAUCGAGUCCCUAAGGUUUCCAUGUGAAACAAAACAAACAAAAAAAGGGUUACUUGUAAUGUCAUUUGUACCUGAGUUUUUUAAUGAGUGAAUUUGCAUUAUAAAUUUUUUCCAUUCAUAAAUACAUAAGUGAACCAAA